UGGUGGUUUUGAUGUGUGACAAAGAGCAAUACAAAAGAUCUUGUGUGCAUAAAUCAAACAUAGUUUGAUCAGUCUUAUAGUUUUGAUCACUCUUAGUAUUAAGAGCAAGCAAAAUGCUACGAUUUAUCAUCCUUGUCACCCUGCUGGUAUCCUCAGCGUGCGCUCUUCAAUGGAAAAUCUACCGAGAAGAAUUGAUUGGAAAUGAAGAAAGUUCUGAUGAAGUCAUUGUCAAAAUGAACCAAGGGCUUCCUGGAGUAUGCUGGGUCUGCAAGUGGGCUAUGAAGAAGGUGAAGAAAAAGAUCUCCAAUGGUACAACUGCGGAUGACAUUAAAAAUAAGCUAACAAGGGUCUGUGAUUGGAUUGGGUUCCUAAAAAUUAUGUGUAAGAGUUUGGUAAACAAGUACGUAGGCACUCUGGUCGAAGAACUUUCAACGUCUGACAACCCAGCAACCAUCUGUAUUAACAUUGGCGUUUGCAAGAAGAAAACUUGAAUGUGUAAUGUUUUAAACUCUCAGUGUUGAAAAUAUGAAUUCUUCGAUAAACUGUAAAGCAUUUAUGUGAGUGUUUGAUCAAUGUUUCAGUUAACCAGCAUUACUUUUAUUAUGAUGCUUUGUAAUGUGACAGAGAUUACAACUGAUUAAAUUUGCUUAAGGCUUAAAAAAAAUGAAAGUGUUAUUUGAGUUCUGCAUCAUUUUUAACAUUCACACAUUGCUGAUUUGUAGAAUAGAUCUCUCAUUAUAAUAAAGCUGAUGCACGUUUAUCACA
This is a messenger RNA of Paramisgurnus dabryanus, 765 nucleotides long. Its product is annotated as antimicrobial peptide NK-lysin-like. Lineage: Eukaryota; Metazoa; Chordata; Actinopteri; Cypriniformes; Cobitidae. The record is from RefSeq and is a predicted model, not a curated record. Gene Ontology annotation, biological process: lipid metabolic process; defense response to bacterium.